This is a messenger RNA of Fusarium sp. VM40, 1998 nucleotides long. The record is from the annotation of a GenBank genome assembly. NCBI's taxonomy places the organism in Eukaryota, Fungi, Ascomycota, Sordariomycetes, Hypocreales, Nectriaceae.
AUGCGUCAGAUGUCGCUCGCGAAAGACGCGUUAGGCUCCGAGGGUGACCCUGGCAAACCUCCCUGUGUAAAAUGCUUUCGAGAGGGUGCCGAGUGUGUUCUCGCAGAUUCCCACAGAGGGGGUGACUAUUCACGUUAUAGACGUCCACGACGGACCACCCAUAGUAGACAACCAGUAGCAGCACUUUCAAUAUCUUCGAGCGACCAUAUAUCCCCACGACAGAACAACACCAGUAAGACCACAGAAGAUGGAGUUCACGACAAGUUACAGAAUCCUAGUGACGCUUUACUGGUGCUUGCACAUGCUGCCGGCCAGCCUGACGAUGGAGUCGGCUCAGAUAAUAAUCAACAUCCGCCUGAUGGAUACGAGGGCCUCACGCAUGUGACAGAGGUAUCACCACUAGCCUUGUCAAUGCAAACACCUCAACUUAGCGGUUCACUGCCGCAACCAGUCAGCGAAGCAACAUUCGAUGAUUACCCUUUAAUCAGUGAUGGGUCUUUUGAUGCGGUCCUCCUUAUAGAGUUAUUGAGAUAUUAUGCGGAUAAUUACCACCACUUCUUCCCUCUAGUCCCAGCAAACGUUUUGAGACCAGAGCACAUCCUCGACACAAUAAGAAAUGAAUCAUUUCUUCUAACCGCCAUCCUCAUCGUUUCCUCGAGAGAUCGCAAAGAUCUUACCGAAACCCACCAUUCCAUCUGGGAGUACAUGAAAAGCCUUAUCCUAAAAGUAGUUCUAGGAAAGAAAUGUGUCCGCAAAGUCGGGUCUGUCGAAGGAUUACUACUCCUAGGCGAAUGGAGUCUGCACAAUCGAGAUCAAGUCGAUGAUGGUGAUGAAGCUUCUGCCUGGUCAAUCAUUGGUCUAGCCGUAAGACUCGCAUAUUUACUACGCUUAGAGGAUAGUGGCUUCAAGACUGACGAUGCUGAGCUUCAAUCCGUCCAUAGAGAGAGACUUGUUUGGACCUUCACAUAUCUGUCAGACCGUCAGAUAUCUAUCCGAAUGGGACAAGCCUUCUGGUGCAGAGGUCCCGCUCUCUCGGCACGCUUCACUGCUCGAGACUUCCCAGCCUUGCAGCCUACACGUUCUCACGAUGAAGACUUUGCUUCGUUCAUCCAAGCACAAGUCGAAUUGACAACCCUCUUUGGCAACGCACACGACAUCCUUUUUGCGUCGAGGUCUAGGACUGCUGAGCUUAUGAUGCGAGGUGACUACACAAAAUACGUUGAUGAUACGAUGAAGGCCAUGUAUGCGUGGCAGCAUACCUGGACAUCCCUCUCUGUCUCACCCCAUCUAAAAAGUUGCUUGAGCCUCAUGCAAGAAUAUCUGCGUUUAUAUGUAAAUGCCUUUGCCUUUCAAGCUGUCAUCUAUCGCGCUUCUGUCAAGGACUCCAACUCUGAGCCUCCGGAUGGAUCGCGAUCGAGGGGUUCCAAGAUGUUUCCUGACUCUGCAAUGGCCAGCCCUGAUGCGCGACACAUAUACGAAGCCGCAGACGCUGCCGAGGCCUUGAUCAGAAUCGUAACUGAUGAUAUUCAUCCUGAAAAGUAUUUACGUUAUAUGCCAGCUCGCUUUUACCUUUACGAAAUUCACUCUUCUGUCUUCUUAUACAAAGCUCAUGCCUGCGGCGCCAUUUCCUCCGGGAAUCACACCCACAUAACAUCUCUUAUGGAACGCUUCAUCUCAGUUUUGAAAGUUGCUGCUGUCGAUGACAACCAUAUCGCAGCCGCAUAUGCCAAGCUUUUAGACAGACUGUGGUUCAGACGAACGCACGGCUUGUCAAUGAGCAAUGACAUUACGAACAACAAUACCGAGUUGGGCCUAGGAGACCAGGAGGUAACAAAUUCGCCAUCGAAGCUACCGAUAGAUACCAACAUGUCGCAAAUGUCGUUUUUUGACGAUUUUGGCUUUCAACCGCUUGAGUACACCGAUGUUAUGGAUGGGCUUUUCUCAAUUCCAUUCGUUACCUCAUGGGAUCCUACAACGUUUCCAAAUAUCAUAGCUUGA